Acinonyx jubatus (cheetah) is the source of this 6211-nucleotide messenger RNA. RefSeq names its product solute carrier family 35 member F1 (gene SLC35F1). The record is from RefSeq and is a predicted model, not a curated record. Gene Ontology annotation, biological process: transmembrane transport. NCBI's taxonomy places the organism in Eukaryota, Metazoa, Chordata, Mammalia, Carnivora, Felidae. Gene Ontology annotation, cellular component: membrane. The coding region runs from base 2053 to 3102 and encodes 349 amino acids. The transcript is spliced from 8 exons. Gene Ontology annotation, molecular function: transmembrane transporter activity.
AAUCUAACGUGGCAAAUUUUUCUCUGUGUUUCGAGAAGGUCGCUAUAUCCUGGACCUACCUGUAAAUCAAGAAUUACUAAUAUUUUGAUAUAAAUCUUCUGCUUAAGAGCCUCUUAUUAGUUGGUAUUCUUUUAGAACAACAAUGCCACUUGUUUUUACAUCUGUCUCCUCAGUAAGAGAUGAUAACGAUUCCUUCAAUAUUCACACACCGCAAGGAUUAAUUAGCUGUUUGUGAAAUGCUCUUGACUACAUUCCUAGAGCUGACUAAUAUAUCCUUGUGAUAAAGACAAGGGAAAAUGAAAGUGGUUUAUAAUAUUUCAAGAAUGAACUCUUACUUGUAAUAAUUUUUUUUACCAUUUUAUUAGGCCGUAUCAAUAAGUAAAUGCUAAAAAUGUUGGCUUGUUAACACAUACAAAAGUUAGAAAAUACAUAUAGUUCUGUUAGGUUCAGUCCCCUCGUGUUGUAUAAAACAUGUUACUCUUCAGUGCUUUUAUUAUUGUUUUUCGGGUUUUAUUUUUCCUCCCAGAAACUCAACAUCCUUUCACCAAUCUUGUGGUGUUCACAGCAAUUCUCUGAAGACCAAUGUGAGGUCAGCAGAAGUUAUUAAAAAAAAAAAAAUCUCUCACCUCACUGAUCCCCAGCUUCAUCCCUGCCUUGAGAAUGACAUGCACAAAACUCAAAAUAACUUCCUUCCUUCCUUCCUUCCUUCCUUCCUUCCUUCCUUCAAGGCAGGUGAAUACAUAGAUGACUAGUAGGACCUAGGGGAGUUCUCAAUUUGGGCUGAUGUGGGCCCCCCAGGGUACAUUUGGCAAUGUCUGGAGACAUUUCUGGUUAUUUCAACUCAGAGGGGAGGGGUUGCUAUUGGCAUCUCGUGGGUAGAGUUCAGGGAUGCUGCAAACAUCUGACAAUGCACAGAACAGCCCGCACAACAUAGAAUUAUCUGGCCCAAAAUGUCAAUAGUGCCAUGUUUGAGAAACCUGGAUAUAGGCAAAAGCCCUGAGCCAAGGGACAAGAGACAUCAGGUAUAUUUAUUUGUCUCUGCUUUUUAUAAGCUUAUCAGAAAAAGAAAGAAAAAAAAAUUACUUUGCAUUUUCAGAACGAACACGUUUUACAUAUCAUAAGGUUUUUUUAAACGGGGUUAAUAUUUGUAAUGCUAACAACACAGUUGUAGCAUGCAUGGACUUUUAAGAAAAAGAAGGAAAUCUGAAAAAAAUCAAUAAAAAGGGGGCGCCGGGUGGCUCAGUCUGUUGAGCGUCCAACUUCGGCUCAGGUCAUGAUGUUGCGGUUUGUGAGUUGGAGCCCUGCGUGGGGCUUUGCUGACAGCUCGGAGCCUGGAACCUGCUUUGGAUUCUGUGCCUCCCUCUCUCUCUGCCCUUCCCCGCCCUCUCAAAAAUGAAUAAACGGUAAAAAAAAUUUUUAAAAAGAAAGAAAUCUGGAAGGAAAGGGUUAAGAAGAAAAUCUUUUUUUUUUUUUUUAUGUCUCAAUAUUAUUACAAGUGCUAUCCUAUUACUUAUACCAUUAGUGACCAACAUGGAGAGGAAAAAGAAGCAGGGACAAAAGAAAAAGAACAAAAAAAGAUGAGGAAACGUGGUUAUUCAUUUAUUUAGUGAGACGUUUUACCUUUUCAUAAACUUAGGAACUGUCAUUUCAUUGAUCUCCCUCCUGAACUUGAAGCUCUCACAGGAGACAGCCUGCAGGGAGAAUAACUGGGAGAAGAAAAAACAAAGUAAAUGGAAGAAAAGACCCUCUGGAUAUGUGACUGUGAGUGUCUUCAUGGCGACCGCAACAGGAAGGAUUAGCAAACUGUUGUCCCACCUUUUCCAGAUUUUUCCUGAUGGCGGAAACCUUAGCUGAGAUGCCAUGCGGGGUAUGUAGGCCCAGUGUUAUUGAAGGAUCCUGCUGCUUCUGUCCUUAUUUAUACUUGCUAACUUGCUAAGUGGUUCCUGGCAAAUCACUUAACCUCCCUGAAGCGAGACCGUGCUUCACUUCAUUUGCUUUCUGUAAUUCCAGGAGAAUGGUGAGAAUCAGCGAGCACUCUGAAUUCAGAGGGAGAUGUUAAUCUCUGUGGCUCUGGGCCAGGUGUUAUCCCUUCUUAUUUGUGGAAUUGGCUUGACCAGCAAGUACCUGUCAGAAGAUUUCCAUGCCAAUACACCAGUCUUCCAGAGUUUCCUCAAUUACAUCCUUCUUUUCUUGGUCUAUACCACCACACUAGCCGUCAGACAAGGAGAAGAAAACCUCCUGGCAAUUUUACGACGAAGGUGGUGGAAGUAUAUGAUCCUGGGACUCAUCGACCUGGAAGCAAAUUACCUGGUGGUCAAGGCCUACCAGUACACGACUCUGACCAGCAUCCAGCUCUUGGACUGUUUUGUGAUCCCGGUGGUGAUUUUGCUCUCCUGGUUCUUCCUGCUGAUCCGGUACAAGGCUGUGCAUUUCCUCGGCAUCUUUGUCUGCAUCCUGGGAAUGGGCUGCAUGGCAGGAGCGGAUGUGCUUGUGGGAAGGCAUCAGGGAGCAGGGGAAAAUAAGCUGGUAGGGGAUCUUCUGGUCCUAGGAGGGGCCACACUGUACGGUAUUUCUAACGUCUGGGAAGAAUACAUCAUCCGAACCCUGAGCCGAGUGGAAUUUCUGGGAAUGAUUGGACUCUUCGGGGCAUUUUUCAGUGGAAUUCAAUUAGCUAUAAUGGAGCACAAGGAGCUGUUAAAGGUGCCCUGGGACUGGCAAAUAGGACUGCUCUACGUUGGCUUUAGCGCCUGCAUGUUCGGUCUCUAUAGCUUCAUGCCGGUCGUCAUAAAGAAAACCAGUGCCACCUCCGUCAACCUCUCCCUGCUCACGGCAGAUUUGUACAGUCUGUUCUGCGGAUUGUUUCUCUUCCACUACAAGUUUUCAGGACUGUAUCUCCUGUCCUUCUUCACCAUCCUCAUCGGGCUGGUGCUCUACUCCUCCACCUCCACGUACAUAGCCCAGGACCCCCGAGUGUACAAGCAGUUCCGCAAUCCCUCGGGACCCGUUGUGGACUUACCAACCACAGCUCAGGUGGAGCCUUCGGUCACCUACACCAGCCUGGGCCAGGAGACCGAAGAGGAGCCCCACGUUCGCGUGGCCUAGGAUGCGGCCCUCCCUGCCCCCUGCGGUCAACUCAGCGGCCGUGUGUUCGCCCUCCAUCUCUGUAUUGUACAUAGAGAAAGGUAUUUAUUAGGUGCGGUUUACACAGGUGGACUGCAAGGUAGCAAAUCCGAAAGCCUAUAAAAGGCACGAGCUGAAGAUCACCGCAGAUACGGGCUCCCAUCCACCUGACUUAGAGAGAUGCCUAGCUAGUGUGUAUCCCGACCACAACCCUCCUGCAUUAAUUACUGUGAAAACUUUUGAAUUAAAAGCAAGUAUUAUUAUUAUUUGUAUUAUUAUUGUUACUGUUAUUACACUAACUUUCAGGAGACUGUUUUGUACUCCUGAUGAGAACUAUUGCCAGACCCACAUGUAGUUAACAUAAAUCCCACUUUUCUAUGGCAAGUCACUUUUUAAGAAUCAUACUUUAUUUUUUUGCACAGUCUAUAUGAGUGCUGCAUGCCACAGGAGCUCCAUCCCUGAGAAGUUUCCUUAUCCUAGGGACCUGGUGGCUAAUGGUUUCCUCUGUUACCUGUUGGAUUGCCUGCUCAAUAAGUAUUUUGUGCUGUGACCAUUGUGGGGAGGGGCAACUGACCAUAUAAUUCUCUAUUCUAGGAAUAGAUAUAAAGCCAACACUUUAGCCUUUUUAUAUUUCACUCUCUGACUACUCCAGGCCAUUGCCUUUCUGUUGUGCCACGUGAUUCUGCUGAUAAAGUCGCUGUAAUAACUGGAUGAGGAAUGUUUCAUUCCUGUGGCUUAUAGGAAACCCCAGAAAUAAUAUCAUAUGUGUUUAGGGUAAUAUAUAUACAUCUAUGUAUUUUAAAUCUUUCUGCCCCUUCCUAUAUCCUCUCUUCCAAAAGUGUAUUGAUUUUACCUUUAAUUCCUAGAUUUCUUGAGUGAUAAUAUGGAAAUUGUUCAAGGCAGUGGAAAAAGCCAUGGCCCUCUGCCCUCUUCAUUGGGUGAGACACUUUUUAAAAUACACCAGCGUGGAAAUUACCCUUAUCGUGGCAUAUCACUGGUUGUGUAGCCUCCCAACAAGGUCAAGGUGCUGAUGUGGAACAGUCUCUGACAAUAGCUUGACUGAUUUCACCAUUUAGUAGUGAUAAAGAUGUCGUGAAUGAAAAAGUUUGGCAAUUGGGUCGUGUUUGGCAUCCCUUCAAUAGCAGAAUAUAGCAACGCCAUAUUCUUAAGGAUACAGAGAAUAUUGCAAGGUCCUGAUAAGGCUUUGAAGCAUAUGUCACUAAGUCUAAUUUUGUUGCCCUGAAAGUAGCUCUUUUUUUCAAACACACAAAAAAAUCAAGAAACACUACAGACCUCUUCAAUUUGGAAUAGAUCCUAUGUGUCAGUACGUGAAACAGUCUUUAAGUUUGGCUGGCUUCAAUACCAUUCAAAAAGAUCCGCGAUGGGGUACAGGGUUUGUAAAAGGAAAAUAAAUGCUGAUGAAAUUGUGGGCAAUUCAGACCAAUACAUUUUAGGCAAACAAAGUAAAACACCAGAGGGGUCCCUGUAAAGGAGGACGGAUUACAGCGCAGUCAGGUUUCCAAUACACCCUGCACGAGGCCUAACUACUAGGCAGGCAAACGCGCCCCCUGCUGGCAGUCAGCGCCAGGCGGCUCCUCUGCCUGCCUUCAACCCCCGGGGGUGUAGUCCUGCCCUUGGAGAUGGGGAAGAAGAAUGAUCUCCUCGGAUAUGCAGAUUUUAUGGCCAUCUCUGUUCAGCCCCCUCAGAAAUACGUUUUAUUUUCGGAGAAGAAAAUAUCAAUGUUAAAGCUACAUCAAGUCAAAACACCUUGCCAAUAUCUGCUCUCUGCUACCUUCUAAACCAAUUAAAUACCUUUCUCUGAAUAUUUUGUCCAUUCAGAUCUGAAGACCUUUGAAGACUGUGGUUUUAUUUUUGUGUUUACAUUCCUUUGGUUGGCAUAAUUUGCUUGACUUAUUGCAUUUUUAGUAUUUAUUUUAAAGCCAAAUGUUUUAGUCUUUUUUAUUCAUUUUUUAUGACACUAAUUCAUAAACACUUAGUAAAGUCUUAUGAGAAAUAAGUGGAUGAAGAUAUUCCAAGUCAACUCAGUCGACUGGGAAUUUUUUAAAAAUUUAAAUUUCAGAAAGGUUUGCAACCAAUGGAUGGCUAAAAGUAGCCAUCUGGAUUAUUUUCUAGGAUAUUUCAAUUGGCUCCAUUGUAUGGAAACCAAGUGUGAAUGUUGAGGUGGACUCACUGUAUACCCUUUUAUCAUCCAGUGUCCUUGUGCACAAGACUUUCAUGUCACUGGGGUCCUUCACCGUGUUGGUUCGUCCCCAUUUAGAAAGGCUGAUAACACGUCGAACCAUCCGAGAUCAGGAGUUCCAGAUGGGCCCUUCGGAAAACAAAAGAAAAUAGCCAAGAACAAAUGUGACAACACCGGUCGGUCCUUCCGGAGUGCGUCGGGACGCGAGAGUAGGACAUUAACUCUAGUUGUUUUCGUUUCCGAAAUAUCAUAACCUCAGUAGACACCAGCAAAAAUCUCAGCUUUCUGACCCCACCGCCACUCUCUCCUCCACAAGUGAGACUUUAGCAACUUGUAUAGAAUUGGCUUGGGUAAGCAGACCACAGCUCCCCGUUACCCCGCUGGCGCUAGUGGUGAGUGCUGGUUCUCACUUCCUCCCCGGAAACUUGCACUGAGGACAGCGCUUGCCUUGGUCACACCUUCCCACAGCUCCAAACUCUGGACCACACAACCAGGUAGACCAAGCAAUGGAAACAUUUGCACCACUGUGUCCCAUGAAAAUGUUUCGAUGUUUAGUUUAGAUAUUGCUAACUCGUGCUAUUAACCUUUUGACAAACGUGUAGUAUUGUUUGUUUUGGGUUUGUUUUUGAGUUAUAACCAGUUAGUAGUCCCCGGCUAGCUCCCAGUACAGAUUUUACCCCAUGGGUAGGAUUCUAUUGUCAAGCCACAUAACAAAGCACACUAAUCCAGACACUGCAAAUGGAAAAUAUGAACCAAAAAGGAAAUUUACACCGAGAAGUUGAACAAACUUUCCAUUUUUGAUAUUUGCAUGCUCCCCUAUGGACUGGCUGUGGCAAUGUAAUGCCUGUAUAAUGUUUUCAAAUAAAAAUAAAUGCUUUAUGAAAGCACGGA